This is a messenger RNA of Ipomoea nil (Japanese morning glory), 399 nucleotides long. Its product is annotated as bZIP transcription factor 2-like. The transcript has a single exon. Gene Ontology annotation, biological process: positive regulation of DNA-templated transcription. The record is from RefSeq and is a predicted model, not a curated record. Lineage: Eukaryota; Viridiplantae; Streptophyta; Magnoliopsida; Solanales; Convolvulaceae. Gene Ontology annotation, molecular function: transcription cis-regulatory region binding; DNA-binding transcription factor activity. Gene Ontology annotation, cellular component: nucleus. The coding region runs from base 1 to 399 and encodes 132 amino acids.
AUGAUGUUUGGAGAAGAUGCGGCGGCCAUGGUUGAUGACUAUGAUUUCAGUAGCAGUGAAAUCCAGCAACUUCUAUCUGUUUCCUCGGACACGUCGUCACCAGACGAGAAAAAGCGGAAACGGCGGAUACUAAACCGGGAAUCAGCCAGGAGGUCGAGAUUGAGGAAGAAAAUGCAAUUGGAGAAGCUGAACGAGCAAGCGAAGCUGCUCGCCGUCGAGAACCGGGAAUUGAAGAGGCAGCUGUUCGUGGUUGCGCACCGGUAUCAACUCGUCCGAACGGAGACAAACCGGCUUCUGUCGGAGGCCGUUAUCCUGAAACGACAACUCGACAUUUUGUCCCGCCGGCUCUUCCUCGCCGCCGCCCGCCCCCGCCUUCAACGCGUGCAUUAUAGUAUGUAA